UACGUCAAUUUGAGAUUUUUUUUGUACAAUUUUCUAAAUUUAAUAUUAUGUCGAUUACUAGAUCGGAAAUACUUAAUUUAUAUAAAAAAUUAAUGCAAUACUCUCAGUCCCUAAAUUUGACGGAUAACCAGUAUUUCAGGACUAGAGUUUCCAAUGAAUUUCGACGCAAUAAAACAUUAACUAAACCUGGAGAUAUUAGUUUUGCUUACAAGAAAGGUGAAGCUCUACUCCGCAAGGGUUCUGUGGUAUAAAAUAAUGCAAAAUCUUAGAUCUUUUAGUAACAUCUUUAGAGCACAAGCUGUACCCAUAUUACAUUGCUCAGUAGCAUCAAAGCAUAUUGAUUACUCACUUGUACCAAAAAUAAAUGAAGCAGAAUUGACAGAGCAGUUUGUUAGAGGGGGUGGCCCUGGUGGUUCUGCUGUCAAUAAAAAUGCUAACUGUGUAGUUUUAACCCACAAUCCUACAGGAACAGUAAUUAAAUGUCAUAUUAGUAGAUGCCAGGAUGAUAAUAGAAAACUAGCUAGAGAAAUGUUAAUUGCCAAGUUAGAUGAAGUUUUAAAUGGAGACAACAGUGUUGCCGCCCAAAAAAAAAGACUGCAAGGAGAAAAACUUAAGAAAAAUGAAUAUAAAAGAAAGAAAAUGGCCAAACUCAAAGAGGAAUGGAAGAAACGAGAAGGCUUAGUUUAGUUGUUGUUCAUUUUAAGUGAUUUAUGUGAGCUAAAUAAAUUCUGAGU
Molecule: messenger RNA, 734 nt
Organism: Papilio xuthus (Asian swallowtail)
Lineage: Eukaryota; Metazoa; Arthropoda; Insecta; Lepidoptera; Papilionidae
Product: probable peptide chain release factor C12orf65 homolog, mitochondrial
Exons: 3
Coding region: 256-687 (143 amino acids)
Biological process (GO): translational termination
Cellular component (GO): mitochondrion
Molecular function (GO): translation release factor activity
Source: RefSeq, a predicted model, not a curated record